AUGUCGUCCGUCCCAUCGACGUCCCGUCGCCCUCCUACCAUCAUCUCCAUUACGCCUCUCCGCGCCCUUCCUCCCUCCCCUCACAAUCUGUCUUCCCUCCCCGCAUCCCGUCGUUCCUCUCUCCCCUUCCAUCCCGUCGCUCCUCUCUACCCUCCCAUCCUGUCGUUCCUCCGCUCUACCCUCCCAUCCCGUCUUUCCUCCUCUCCCCUCCCAUCCCGUCGUUCCUCCUCUCUUCCUUCCUAUCCCGUCGUUCUUCCCUUCUCCCCUCCCAUCCCGUCGUUCCCCCUCUCUCCCCUCCUCUCCCGUCAGCCCCCUUGUCCCCAGUCCCUUCUCUUCGCCGUCAACCAAUCAACCGGAAUCCACCAUGUACGGGGCCUCCACCCAGAGAGCCCCGCCUUCCGCAUCGCCAUCGUCCCACUCCCGGUCCACCAAGCAAACGGCGCGUCUUGUAACGAAUCCGCUGCUGCUGCUGCGAUGACCGAGGAUACUGAAAAAUUCUCGUUUCCCAAAGCACCGGUGUUUAUGAAAGCGCCAGUGGUGACAGGAUUCGGGCGUGGGAGUAAGCAGAUGGGCAUUCCAACAGCCAACAUGCUACCGGAAGUGCUGAGGGAGCAGCUAGAGGGCAUGCAGCGAGGCGUGUACUUUGGGUGGGCCAGACUGCCACACCUGGAGGGUGAAGGGACAACACACAGGGGAGCGGGUGGCGAGGGAGAGGUUGGUGGGGGAGAGGAGGGCACGGGAAGGCCUCGGGUGUUCAAGAUGGUGCUGAAUGUCGGCAGGCGUCCCACGUUUGUUGACGGAGAUGACGUCACCGUGGUACGUGAUGACGUCACUGUGAUACUGCUGCUGUACAUUCUUCCCAUCGUUGCCCUACAGGAGGUGCACAUUCUAUCCUCGUUUGAGGAUGAUUUCUAUGGCGAGGAGCUGCAGGUGGUUGUGCUGGGCUACAUCCGCCCAGAAAGAAAGUUUUCCUCUCUCGAUGACCUAGUAUCGCAGAUCAAAUCAGACAUAGCAGUUGCCACCGAACAGUUGGAUACAGCGGUGUUUGCACCAUAUGCAAGAGACCUCGUCUUUGCAUAG
Closterium sp. NIES-65 is the source of this 1080-nucleotide messenger RNA. NCBI's taxonomy places the organism in Eukaryota, Viridiplantae, Streptophyta, Zygnematophyceae, Desmidiales, Closteriaceae. The record is from the annotation of a GenBank genome assembly.